Messenger RNA from Aspergillus welwitschiae, 2706 nucleotides. Its product is annotated as putative signal transducer. NCBI's taxonomy places the organism in Eukaryota, Fungi, Ascomycota, Eurotiomycetes, Eurotiales, Aspergillaceae. Gene Ontology annotation, cellular component: nucleus. The record is from RefSeq and is a predicted model, not a curated record. Gene Ontology annotation, molecular function: ATP-dependent H2AZ histone chaperone activity. The coding region runs from base 248 to 2542 and encodes 764 amino acids. Gene Ontology annotation, biological process: chromatin remodeling; regulation of DNA-templated transcription. The transcript is spliced from 2 exons.
UCUAGGUCCAACUCUCUUUCUGCCUCCCUUUGCUCUCCACCCAUUAGCGGUGUCUGAGGAACAACUGGCUUCUACGUUUCUUUUAUAAUGAAUUAAAUGAGCAAUCUUACCACAAAGUAUCACGCUUGGCCGAUCCCAUACGCGCCCGACCGGACUCGCGUUUUAUCGUGAUUUUACGGUCGGCUUCCGAUAAACGACUAAUGUUUCUCAAUCGCCGAGUUUGAAUCAAGAACGGUCCUCACGAACAAUGGCAGAUGAUUACGAAAGCCCCUCCUCCCCGGAGGAGGCGCCAGUCGAGUCGCUCAUUCAGGGGCGUGCGAAGCGAAGCACAGCCGGCCUUCAUAUGUCAGCUCUCCUGGACGCCGCUGCCGACGAUGAUCUUGCGCUCUUGUUCGAGGAAGUGGAGGAUGACAACGAGUUUGCGAUGGAUGUGGAGGAAGAAGGGGGAGAAGAGGAUGAUAUGCGCUUCGAGUCUUCCUCGGAUGAUGAGGAUGAUCAAGGACCUGAGUCUCGAGCUGACGACAUGGAAGGGGAGCAACAACUACAGAAGGAGGAGCGACAAGAGAAGAAAAAAAAGAGAGCGCGAGAAGACCUUCGAUUCAAGAUAGCCAGCAAGAAGGUGAAAAUCGAUCCUACUGCUGUGUCUACAGUGCCUGCUCCUCGCCCCAAGAAGAAGUCAGAGCGUAUCUCAUGGAUCCCCACGCCGGAAGAAGGGCCCACGCGAUCAUCCUCUCGUCGCCAGACUAUGCAGAACAAGGAACUUACGCAUGCACGCCUGAAGGACAGCGAAGAGAAGCGCAUCCGCCUCAUUGCCACCAUGGAGGAGGCAGCUAAAAGGAAGGCCCAGUUCAAGCCGAAGGAGAUGACGCAAGCCGAGCGUCUUGCAGAAGCCGAAAGGGUGGAGAGGCAUAACAGCAAGAGUCUUAACCGAUGGGAAGAAAUGGAAAAGAGGAAGGCUGAAGAAAGACGUGCGAAGAUCGAGGCCCUUCAAAAUCGCCGCCUUGAAGGUCCGGUUAUGUCGUACUGGAGUGGCAUAGCAACCUGGGUUAAUGGUCGCUUAACGCGCAUUGGCAAGGUUGAUGUAACGCCAAAACCGGAGAAGGAGGAUAAUAAUACACGCAAGAAAAGCAAGAAGACGGACAAAGAGAAUAAAAAUGUGAUAGAGCAAAACCCGACCGAGAAUCCUAUUGUUGUUGGUUCUGCCACGUCGCAAACAGCCCCUCCUCCCACCCAAACUGAGGGUUCUACGCUACCACAAACAUCCGGCGACGGAGAGCCUGCAAAACCGAACCAAAACCCUGAACAGCAGCAAACAAGCUCUGAGCCCACUCAGACCAAUGGCGCAAUAUCCCAAGAGAAACCCGUUGAUACGCCAAUGGAGGAACCCACCCCCUCUCAGGUGAACACAGAGGCUCCUGCUGCUGCUGAUCCUGUACAGCCUGCCACAACUGCAGUCAACGACGAGUCUGCUACAGAAGCAGUGCCAGAAUCAGGUUCAUCAAAAGUCGAAGAUGAAAAGAAAGAGGAAGCUACUGAGACCAAGGCUCCAGAUGCAGCUCCGGAAGAGGGCACGUCAGAUGAGAAGCCAAAUGUACAACAAAAAGACGACACUAUACACGCAGUUGACGCUCAACAGCCCACGUCGCAGCAGUCUGGCGAGAAGCCUACGCUAGAAUCCGAACAGCAGCCUGACCGAGAUCCACCAUCUGCGGCCGCAAAGUCUGAUGACGCAUCGAAGGAAACAGUCCCUGACCCAACCGCAGCCGCUGAAGCUGUAUCUGAGCCUGCUAGGAUGCAGCAGGAGCUGUCUACUACUACAGUACCAGAUGUUACUGUUGCCCCUUCGCAGACUAACCCGCAGAAGGAGACGUCCAAUCAAACACAACCGGGCCAAGAGGCUCCGGAGGUGCAUACAGACCAGCCAGUUGUUGUGACUGAGGAAACCCCACAACCGCAGGUUCCAGAGGCCCCUCCAGUUAUCGAGCAAACAGGACGAACCCUUACGGUGUUGGAGAACUUUGAUGACAAGACCGCCCAAAGUCGCGAGUUCAGUAUCUACUUCAACGCAAAGAAACCUCCUAGGCUAACCAAAAUCUCUUCAUCCCUCUGCGUUAUUACAUCACUUCCCUCGCGCUAUCGGGAUCCCGAGACCUCCCUGCCCUUCGCAAACUCACAUGCUUACAAUGAAAUCCGACAUACGGUGGCACAAAAGUACAGUUGGAGCCCGAUGCUGGGAUGCUACGUUGGUCCUGUCGGAGUCGCUGCGCGAGGAGUACCGGCGCGGUUCCUCGGCGGCCCUGAAGCAAAAGAAGAAGAAGCAAAAGAGAACGGAAAGGGCGAUAAAGGCGCUAGCAACGAGGCCACCACUACUACUGACAAAACAGAAAAAGAAAAAGAGAAAGAGAGCGAAGCAAAGACUUCCACCAAAGAGGCUCCAUCUACAUCCAGCCCUUCAGCUGCAGCUGCACCCGCUUCCGCACCCACACCAACAGCCACCCCCGUUGCAGCUACCGUGGGCGAUCCAAUGGAUGUCGAUAAAUGAUUUCCCCUCUUCCCUUCCAGGCUCGACGACCUGGGAAAAAAGACGGAGUGGAUAUUAGUAUUCUAUUGCUCCGGCGUCUUUAUGUUUCUAUGCCAAAGAUACCCACUAUUACAUCUACACCAUCGUCUCUGAUCACAUGGCUCAAAGCAUAUCAUACGUAAUAU